CGGAAGGGGUGCAUUCUACGGCACAACACCGGAAAGAAGUGGGUGUUAGCUGAUUGGCGUUAGCGAGCCACAAUUCUCAAGUCUGCUGCGGGUUCUAUGGUAAAUAUUAUCAGGUUUUAUCAAAGACCACUUAUAAAAGCGCUUUGAGGGGUAUAUUGAGAAUGUGGUUUUGGGUACCUAGUGUCUUAUUUUGUUUGUAUUAUGCCUCAUUUUCUUUUACAAAUGAGAUUACUUUAGUUGAUGCUAACUAGCUAACGAACUAGCUCAUCAAUCAUGCUAAUCUGAAAAAUAACUCGUCACCGGGUUUGGAGUUCUGGCUCUGAGUUUUACAAGAAACACACAUAAUAAUCGUCUCGGAUGAUUACAAAAACAUUAUAGUGAAGUUAAUAGCGACAUUACAAUAUUGUACACAAUAUCGUUGCUGUCUACGAAUCUGCGAAUCCGCCUCGUUUUCAUAGAGCAGCUGUGAGUUUCUCCAGAGAGGAAUUGUGCCCCUAAAUUUGGUUGUGAUCCGUUACUAUUACAGGACAUACAAUUUUCAGAAAAGAAAGCUUCAAUGUGAGCUGUACGGUAUUUGUUAUGUGUUGUACGGCACAAAACAAACAAUGAGACAUGUACCUAUAUGUGACUGUCCGGCCCUAGAUUGAAACCGGUGUGUUAGUGCCAUAGACUGUAUACAGAAGUAAAGAAGUAUUGUGUAUAUAUAGUCUAUGGUUAGUGCCGAAGGAUCAAACCAAAACCCAUGUGUUUUUCAGUAUGUUUAAUUUUGCAGCAAGAAGGCUUAUCACAAACGUGAUAUUCUCUACUUUUACGCAUUUAACAAACAAAUAGAACAGAAUUCAACUUUAUUGUCAUUGCACAUGUCACAAGUACAGAGCAACGAAGUGCAGUUUGCAUCCAUCCAGAAGUGCUUAGCAAGUAUAAAUAUAUUUACAAAUGUACAGGGUAUGAAGGAGAAAUAUAUACAUGAGUAUGUCACGGAAUAUAAGGCUUUAGUAGUGUAUGUACAGGCUAUGAACAGAUUAUACAUAUGGUUAUAAAUAUGAAAGCUAUAAACAGACUAUAAAUAUGAUUAUGUAACAUAAAUUAUGUAGUAGUUUUUUGUUAAAAAUGCAGAAUAAAGAUCGAGAAAUUCGACAAUAUCGUAAAAUCGCAAUUGAAUCGGCAUCCAAAAAAAUCCUCCAUAAGGGUUAUAUCUACCAAAAUUAAUACUCCUUUGAGUUGACCUGUUCACUGACAAUUUAACUUCUUCCUCUCUUAAAUUGAUCCUAUUUAUUGAUACACUAGUCCUGCUCCAGGUGUCAGCAGAUGUUUCACCUUGUUUUGUCACAGGAAGAGAUGUCAGGUGAGAGUGUGGUGAGCUCGGCAGUGCCAGCAGCUACAACCCGGACUACAUCCUUCAAAGGCUCCAGCCCCAGCUCGAAAUAUGUGAAGUUAAAUGUUGGUGGAGCGCUGUACUACACUACGAUGCAGACACUAACCAAACAGGACACGAUGCUUAAAGCCAUGUUCAGUGGCAGGAUGGAGGUCCUUACAGAUAGUGAAGGUAAGAUAAGAUUUUCUUGACAUUGUAGUUACAAUGGAAUUUUGUAGCUCUUGGGGUGAAGAAAAUAUCAAUAGGAUACAAGAUGAAAUGAAUGAUAAAAAUGUAAAAAUACUGAGACCAGCAAUAAUAGGACAAAAAAGAAUAAAAUCAAUGUUUACAUUAUAAAGGUGAAGUGAUAUUACUUGGAUCGUGCAUUCAAAAAGGGAGCUUUUUUGCCCCCAUUACAAAACAUUAAGUCACUGGCAAGGAUCUAUUUCCAACAACUAAUUUGUACCGUUUCUUAUCAACAGGAUGGAUUUUAAUUGAUCGCUGUGGGAAACAUUUUGGAACAAUCCUCAACUACCUUCGAGACGGAGCAGUGCCGCUCCCUGACAGCAGGCGGGAAACUGAAGAACUGCUCGCUGAGGCCAAGUAUUACCUUGUCCAAGGCCUGGCUGAUGAAUGCACAGCUGCUUUACAGGUAUCACAGAGGGCCAACAGUUGCACAGAGCAAUAUAUCAAUCUGUUUACAAUACUUGGAAAUAUGUCUUUACUUUCAUUUCAUAGAUUUUUGUGUGCUUAUUAUAGUCUGUAACAUUUGUUGUCGUUUAAAGCCUGCCGAUCGAUAAGAAAAUCAAAAAACAGCUGAAGAAAUACGAUAUUCUCAUUGUUUUGAAAUACUCUUGACUAGACCCAUGCAGAAAUAAUUUUUGAAUAUUUCUGUGACAUCUGGUGAUGGGCAGUAGUUAUCGUUGAUCUACUCUAUUCAUAGAUUUAUACUUUUGAAUGGUGGAUAUGUUUUUUAAUGUAAAUUGUGUUUGAAUGUAGAACAAAGAAACUUAUGAACCCCUUUGUAAAGUGCCUCUGAUGACGUCCUCUAAAGAAGAGCAGAAGCUUAUUGCAACCUCCAAUAAGGUCAGUGGAGUGGUUUUUCUUUGACAUACAGUAUUUCGCUGAAUUUUAAGUGUUCAUAACAAUUAGUCAGUUAUCAUUUAACAAAACUUUGUUGCCCUUACAGCCUACUGUCAAAUUGCUGUAUAAUAGGAGCAACAAUAAAUAUUCAUAUACCAGGUGAGUCUUUUUUACUCAUUCACUGAACUAAGAUGUCUUCUUAGAAAAAGUUUGCUGAUUAAGAAAUCCCUGUGCCUUUUAUCUUCUAGCAACUCUGAUGACAAUAUGCUGAAAAACAUUGAGCUGUUUGACAAGCUCUCAUUGCGCUUCAACGGACGGGUGCUCUUCAUCAAAGAUGUUAUUGGGGAUGAGAUCUGUUGUUGGUCAUUUUAUGGCCAGGGGCGCAAAAUUGCAGAGGUGUGUUGCACCUCCAUCGUCUAUGCCACAGAAAAGAAGCAAACAAAGGUAUGAGUAUAUUUUUAUUUAUUUGCCCCUAGAGAGAUAAGAAUGUUUUGUCUUAGUAUCAUAUGUGUAAUUCUUUUUCCCUCCCAGGUGGAGUUCCCUGAGGCUCGAAUCUAUGAGGAGACCCUCAACAUUCUGCUGUAUGAGUCCCACGAUGGGAGGGGUCCAGAUAACGCCCUGCUGGAGGCCACCGGAGGUGCCGCAGGACGAUCUCAUCAUUUGGACGAAGAUGAAGAACGAGAGCGAAUUGAACGUGUUCGUAGGAUUCACAUCAAACGACCCGAUGACCGCACUCACCACCACCAGUGACCUUUCACCCUCGACCCGUCAGCCUGUGUCUGUGACUCCGGACAGUCUUUGCACCACGCUUGUGCCUUACAUCACCCAGCGCCUCUUUUUCACUCCCUUCCUUAUUUUACCAGCUUUUCCUCCAGGAAAUUACAACAAGAUGUGUAUAAUGGUUGGGCGAUUUAAUGAGAGUUCAUUUGUUGUUGUUCUUGUUGUUGUGUUGUUGUGUGGUCUUGUCCUUUUGUUUUUCACGAUGACUCCUAUCAGUGUUCUCUGCAAGAUUUCUGUUGACAAGUCUGUUCGUAUUCACUGAUGCAAGCAGUUUUGUGUGUGUGUGUGUGCGUGUAUGUGUGUGUGUGUGUAUGUUUGAAAAAAGUAUUGUCAAUAUGAGUCUUGUAGUCUCAACUACAUCACAUCAAGGAGAACAAAAAUGAUAUCAUGUUAGCAGCUACAAUUAAAUGUGGACGAUUUUGCUUCUCCUUACUGUGGCUCUGGCGGGUCUGCUGUGAGGUCACCCAUGGAUUAGUUGGACGUCGUACACAAUGAGAUGAGACCACAUGGGGGCGCUGUUUAACUUUUAGAAGAUGUUACCAAGGCUGUAUGGUAGCCCACAGAUUAUAGCAAAAAAUCUUUCUAAAAUUUUUGAUACAGUUAUCACAGAUGAAUGCAGCAUUUCACUGUAGUGCUUUUUUUCUUAUUUAGUUUAAACAUUUAUGCAUUUUCUCUUCACGAAUUGUUUAUUAUUUUUAGUGGCAGGAACUUGAGCUCUGAUGUAAGGUGUUAAAUGUGCUGGGGGUGAUUGAAUGAUCAGUACCGAGGUUGAAGUGAAUGACUGUAACCAGAUAUCUCCCUGGCAGGAAGGAAAUCCUGUCUACAAGCUUUUAACAGGAAGAGAAAUUAGACCUGUCCUUCGUCGCUACAUUCAUCACAGAAUGAACUGUUUGCACACAAUAGAUUUGAGUUGAACUAUGUGGAACAAUCGCAGUACUUGUAGGUCUGUUGUACAAAAGUGAGCAUAUAUGUAUGUUUUAUAUUUAUACAUACUUUAUCAAGAAUAAAUUUCUAGAAAUAC
Xyrichtys novacula (pearly razorfish) is the source of this 4238-nucleotide messenger RNA. The record is from the annotation of a GenBank genome assembly. NCBI's taxonomy places the organism in Eukaryota, Metazoa, Chordata, Actinopteri, Labriformes, Labridae.